AUGGAAAAUAAAGCCGAUUUUGAUGAACUAAUUGAAAAAUUGUUAAAAACCGAUGACAAAACUUUAAAAUCUGACAUUGAAGUGUUUUGUAAAACUACUUAUGUUCCAAUUUAUCCAUCACAAGAUCCUGCCUUAUGGGAAAUAAAUUCUGAUAUGAUUGAAUAUUUUAUUCGUAACCCAGUCGUAUCAAAUCCUAAAAUAAUUAAUUUUGAUAAUACUAUUCGUAAAUGUGGCGAAUUCAAUAGAAAACGUAAAAUAACUACAGGUAUUGAUGUUGAGUUAAAAAUAGAACUUGAAAAAAGAGAAUUUUAUUGGAAAAGUAUAAUUCAUCGUUUAAUUGAAACAAUUAUAUUUUUAUCAGGCAGAGGUCUUGCAUUUCGUGGCGAUAAUGAGACGUUGGGUUCUAAAAAUAAUGGCAAUUAUCUGAGUUGUUUAGAAUUAAUUGCGAAAUUCGAUCCACUUAUGUUCAAACAUCUUGACGAGUGCGACGGGACUGCAGUAGAAAGAUUUUUAUGUUUUAUUCCAUCGGUUGGACAUAAAAGUAAAGAAAUAGAAGUCGCAAUGUUAACGAAAUUAACUGAAUUAAAUAUCAACAUAAAUUAUUGUCGUGGACAAUCCUACGACAAUGCCAGAAAUAAGUCAGGUAUGUAUAAUGGUUUACAAGCUCGAAUCAAAGAAAAAUCAAAAAACGCAAUUUUUAGUCCAUGCUUAGCACAUACCUUAAAUUUGAUUGGUUGUCAUGCUGCUGAUGUAACUAAGGAAGAUUAUAACUUUUUUCACUAG
Molecule: messenger RNA, 783 nt
Organism: Melanaphis sacchari
Lineage: Eukaryota; Metazoa; Arthropoda; Insecta; Hemiptera; Aphididae
Exons: 4
Coding region: 1-783 (260 amino acids)
Source: RefSeq, a predicted model, not a curated record